UCUUAAUUGACAAGUCCUUUUUUUGUUUCGUCGAAAGGUUAAUACACAAAACAUUUUUUCAAUUUUACAGACUGACCAAACGUGACCUCUUUCUCUCUUCCUAAUCUUUCUCAUUUUCGUCUAAGAUUUUUCUUUGUUUCUUCAAACGACGACGUUUAACUCCAUGAUCAACUCGAUUAGGUAGUCUAGGGUUUUGAUACGAGCUCAAAUUCUCUAUGGAUGGUGGUGUGAAUUCUAGCUCAGAGCAAGCACAUAAUCAAAGGCUAGAUGAAGGUACAGCAACAUCUAUGGAGUUACAGAGGUUGGAAGAGUGUAGUUCUGUACAUUAUAGGGAAGGUUCUCAGUUGGUCGGAGUUUCGUCUUCGGUCGCCGGAGAUGGAGGUGUUUCGGCUACGGUAGCUGUAGAUGUUAGGUAUUCAGCUGCAAACGUGAUCGAUAACCGGAAGCGAGGGAGGUCACCUCGUAACCUGAUGGUGAAACCUCCGGUGCCAAAGAAACCGCGAGUAGAGGAUGAAGAUGUUUGCUUCAUAUGUUUUGAUGGUGGUUCUCUUGUUCUUUGCGAUCGCAAGGGGUGUCCAAAGGCAUAUCAUCCAGCUUGUAUUAAGCGGGAUGAGGCAUUUUUUCGCUCCAAGGCUAAAUGGAACUGUGGUUGGCAUAUUUGUAGUGUGUGUCAAAAAGCUUCCCACUACCUGUGCUAUACUUGUACCUAUUCAUUGUGCAAGGCAUGCACAAGAAAUUCUGAUUACUUGUGUGUUAGAGGAAACAAAGGCUUUUGCUCGACGUGCAUGAAAACUAUCAUGCUGAUUGAGAACAAAGACCAAGCAGAUAAGGAAAUGGUUCAGGUAGAUUUUGAUGACAAAACUAGCUGGGAGUAUCUUUUCAAGGUUUAUUGGGUAAUCCUAAAGGAAAAUCUAUCAUUAACACUUGAUGAACUUCUUCAAGCUAAAAAUCCAUGGAAAGAAUUAAAUGCAGUACACGGUAAGCGGCCGCUACUGCCUUACGGUCAUUAUGUUGCAAAUAAUGGCAAAGGUAUAUCGGGCAAGGCUUUUGACCAUUUAGAGCUGAAGAAACCCUCAGCGCUGUUAGAGCUAUCUAAUAAGGAUCCUCCAACCACUGAAAGCCGAACAACUGCAGAGUCUGAUAACCCGAGCAUUUUCAGUUCUUCUCCUCAGUCAGAACUAACAAAGCCUGCUGUAGAGCUAGAGCUCCAGAAUGGACAUUGUUUGAGGACAAAACAGGGAAGCACUGCUAUGCAGACAUCAGUGAAUGGAUGCAGGGAGUGGGCGUCAAAGGAGCUUUUGGAUUUUGUUGCACAUAUGAAGGAUGGUGAAACUUCUGCUAUAUCUCAGUUUGAUGUCCAGACACUUUUGCUCGACUAUAUUAAGAAAAAUAAUCUUCGAGAUCCUCGGCGGAAGAGUCAAAUAAUUUGUGAUUCAAGACUCAAAAGCCUUUUUGGUAAGACAUGUGUUGGCCACAUAGAAAUGCUGAAGCUUCUCGAGUUUCACUUUCUAAUAAAGGAGGACUCAGAUAAGAGUGCUUUUAUACCAGCUGGGAUUGUUGGAAUUGUGUCUAGCCAUGUAGAACUUGAUGAUAGCAAUGAAACAUCUUCAUCGAAAAAACGUAAGAGUCGUAAAAAUGGUGAAGUCAAAAUGACCCAGAUUAAUCUUGACGAAUUUGCUGCAAUUGAUGCUCACAAUAUAAAUUUCUUAUAUUUGCGGCGUGAUUUGAUGGAAAAUCUCACUGAAGACGUGGAGAAGUUCCAUGACAGAGUUACUGGAUCAGUUGUCCGCAUAAGAAUACCUGGUAAUGAUCAGAAACAGGAAAUUUACAGGCUUGUCCAUGUUGUAGGUACAUGCAAGACAUCUGAAUCAUAUAAGAUCAGAGAUAAGACGGUUGACGUACAACUUGAAGUAUUGAACUUAGACAAGAAAGAAACCAUAUCUAUUGAUUCUAUUUCAAAUCAAGAAUUCUGUGAGGAUGAAUGCCGAAGAUUACGUCAGAGUAUAAAAUGCGGGCUUGUGAAAAGGCUUACUGUAGGUGAGAUACAGAAGAAAGCUAUGGAACUCCGGGCAGUAAAACUCAAUGAUUCUCUGGAAGCGGAGAUAUUUCGCCUAAAUAAUCUUCGUGAUAGAGCAAGUGAGAAAGGGCACAAGAAAGAGCUCAGAGAAUGUGUAGAGAAGUUAGAGCUUCUCAAGACACCUGAGGAGCGCCAUCGGAGGCUACUGGAGAUUCCAGAAGUGCAUGCUGAUCCAAAGAUGAACCCAGAUUAUGAAUCUGGAGGAGAUGAUGGAGAACACAAAAACAAGAUAAAAGUUGAACAUCCAGCACCAAGAUGCACUAGAUUUAGUAGAAGGAAACUUAUAUCUUCAGGGAGUCUAGUUAAAGAAGAGGGCUCUAUCAUGGCUCAAUGUAGGAUGAGUGGAAAAAGAGAUGCUUGUGGAACUAAUAUCUCGGACAAGCAAGGAAAUCAACUUACUGUUGAGCAGGCUGUGGAUAGAUCUGGAUCUGAAACUUCAAUUGCUAGUCUCCUUAUGGCAAACACGUCAUCCGUUAUCAGUAUUGAAACUGACAAAUUGUGGCAUUAUCGGGACCCUGCUAAACGAAUACAAGGACCAUUUUCCGUGAUGCAGUUGAGGAAAUGGAAUACAUCAGGACUUUUUCCUCCUGAUAUGAUGAUAUGGACAAAUCAUGAGCAUGAAGACUCAGUACUUUUAACUAAUGCACUAAAGGGGUUUUUCCAUAAAGAAUCUCAAGUGCAUGAUAAGACAUCAAGCCAGUCACAGGAACCAACUAGCUUGGAUAAUAGAACUAGUGUUAGGUGGUCUGAGAGUGCUGGCUCAGGGGGAGAAUGUGAAAAGAGAGAGGCACCUGGGCACCACCACAAUGCAAAUUACUGUUCAAACGGUAACACAAAGUUUACGAGGAUGAAAGGAUUGUCCCCUUCUUUUCCACGAUGUGUGGAGUCGUUGAAGGGAAAUAAUUCUUGUUCUGACAAACCCCAACUGUUGAACUCCACUUCAUCUAGUCAGCGGGAGGUGAUUUUAGCUCUUCCACGUCAGGGAAAAGGACAUGGAACUGAUAAGUCUCGUUCUGUUGCAGAUUAUGGAACUCAGAAUUCUCGUAAAAGCACAUUGUGCCAUGCACAAUCUAACCGUCGGAAUUUAGAUCCAUCUUCUGGUCAGAACCAGAAAUCUUUUACAAGCAAUAAAUGUUCAAUUAACCUGGAUUCUGGAUCUACUUUUGCUUCUGCUAUCAAAUCAAGUGAUUUAUUAUUUGAACAGAAAGGAGAAAUGAAUCUUCCAGACCUAGCUAGUCCUACUCCAGAGACGAGCUAUGGUGACCUUGAAGCUCAGGCUGCUGAGAAGCUGCUUUUGUUGAGUUCAGUUAUUCCUGUUUGUGGUUCAGAUGUGCAUGAUUUGCCAAGUCCUACCCCUAUUUCAAACAGCGAAGCUCAAGGUGCACAUGCAGCUGAAAAUAAAGAAUCUGGUCCAUCAGAUCUUCCUGACAGUGAAGCUCGAGGUGGGCAUGCAGGUGAAAAUAAAGAAUCUGGUCUGUCCAGUCUUCCUAUUCAGGAAUCAGGCCAAAGGUGGAGUAGUGCUUCUAGUCCAGUGGUUGGUGGGCCCCAGCUUCAUGAAAUAGCUGAUGAAUGGGGUAGAAGUUCGCCAGCUGCAAAACCAUCUACUGAAGAAUGGGAUUCUACUCUUGUUUCUGUUUCCUCACUGAAACCGGUUGACACUGUGAGUGAUCGUGUUGCCACACCACCUUCAAUUGCCAACCUGCUUACUGCAAAACCAUCUACUGGAGAAUGGGAUUCUGGUCUUGUCUCCGUUUCCUCACUGAAACCAGCUGAAGCAGUGGGUGAUCAUGUUGUGACACCUGCUUCAAAUGCCGACCAACUUAAUCAUACUUCCUCAUCUCAUCCAAUGUCAAACUUCUUCGAUGAACCUAUUGAGUUCAGCACUUUGGCUGAGGAAUCAGUGUCAGACCUUUUGGCUGAAGUUGAUGCCAUGGAGUCUCAAAAUCAAAAUGGUAUGGGUUCUCCUACUUCUGGUAUGAGGUGCGGUGAGGAGAUGAUAUCUGGUUGCAAAACUGAUUGCUUUAGCCCGAUUGAGGAGCUGAGUCAUACACAUGAUCCUGUAAGAAGUGAUGACUUGAGCUCCACCGGAGAUCUACUACUACCUUGCCAAUCUAGUGUGACGGAUGAAACAGUUGGUGCAUCUCGAGCUGAUGCUUUUGAUCCAUUAAGGAGGUCUGGCGGAAAUUCAUCUACGAGUAGUGAGGGAGAAACCAAGUCGGUUGAUGUUUUGUUUUCUCAGGGGGACGUUAGGUGCGGUAUCCCUGCACCUUGUACCACCGGUAUACCUGCAUCUUGUACCACGAGUCAACCUAGUGCAUUUUCUGCAAUUGGUAGGAGUACAGUAUUUGAAGGUAUGAUGAAUGGGCGUGGAGCAGCACCUGGAAAGCCGAGUCAGGGAUAUGCAAAUGUUGGUUAUGGAAGCAACAUGGGAGGUGCAUGGGGAAAUUCACAUAUGAAUCGAGGGGCGCCUUUCAGUGGUAACAAUCCAGUGUGGGAUAGCCAGCGUAGGUAUGCAGGGGAAAGGUCUGGUGGUCCAAGAGACUGGGCUCUUCAAGGAGGAGAGUCUGGAUUUGGUAGGGGUAGACCAUCUUGGAACAGACAGCAGCCAUAUGGUGGUGGAGGAUACUCUAGGCCUCCUCCCAAAGGUCAGCGAAUUUGUAAAUUUUAUGAGAGUGGGCGUUGCAAGAAGGGGGCGGCCUGUGACUAUCUACACCCCUAAAUUGAAGGCAAUUGCUUUCUUUUUGUAUAAUCAGAAAAUUCUUUUUUGAGUAACAAAUUGACAUGUACCUAAAAUGUUACCCCCUAUAACUUAACUCAAAAAAUAUGGCAGAUUGCAAUUUUUUCCUCCGGAACCCCAGUGUGUUAUGAGGAUUUUGCCACAUGUAUAAGCUGCAGUAGUGAACUUGUAACAAUUUUCUGCUUAUUUAAUGAUUAAGCGUUACGGAUUUAAUUUGA
Solanum pennellii is the source of this 5032-nucleotide messenger RNA. Its product is annotated as zinc finger CCCH domain-containing protein 44-like. The record is from RefSeq and is a predicted model, not a curated record. Gene Ontology annotation, molecular function: DNA binding; metal ion binding; protein binding. Lineage: Eukaryota; Viridiplantae; Streptophyta; Magnoliopsida; Solanales; Solanaceae. Bases 216 to 4796 code for a protein of 1526 amino acids. The transcript is spliced from 11 exons.